Messenger RNA from Haplochromis burtoni (Burton's mouthbrooder), 1845 nucleotides. RefSeq lists its product as uncharacterized. Lineage: Eukaryota; Metazoa; Chordata; Actinopteri; Cichliformes; Cichlidae. The record is from RefSeq and is a predicted model, not a curated record.
CAUAAUGUAACCCAUAUCAACUACUCCCUGUCACAUGACCCACGUCAGCUGAUUUGAGGUCCCUCUUCUGAUUGGCUCCUUUCACGUCGCGGCAACUCUGAAAACCGGCUGUGGAGGGAUACUUCCGGGUUCGACUCCUGCUGUGGCUGUGAGCUUAUGGCAUUUAGAGCGGUAUUGGAAAACAAAGCGUUUUCUCUCCUCAAUUCAUCUUUAAACUUUAAACUCAGCGGUCAGGUUUUUUUUCCCCUUUGAAUUGAUCUUCUUCAUAUUGAAGUGGCGAGCCGGUAGGACCAUUCUUUGUUUUCCCCUCUUUUCCCCCACUUAGCCGUCUUUGGAUUACGGACAUAUUUCCCCCUUGUAUGAAGCUGGACCCUAAGGAGGAAUACCUUAAAAGUGAACUUUAAAAAGAAAAGGACCAAAAAAAGGACUCUUAGCAAAAGGACUCUUGCACAGAAAAAUCACAGCAUUGAUUUAUUAUUUAAUUGUGGACAUUUACGUUGUGUGUUGUGUUAAUUAUUUUGUUCCAUUUCCCCUUUCCCCUAUUUAUUCAAUAUAUUUUUGGUACAAGACAUGACAGUCUUUGGUCUCAUCAUUCACACCAUCUAGGCUCCAUAAAGAACUAUUUCUUCUGCGCGUCAGUCAGUAAAUUCAUCCAUUGACAUAAACUAGUCCUUUAAAUAACUUAGCGUUACACGUGGCGAGCCAGCCAGGAGCCUGAUGGGUGAAUGAGUGGUUUUUUUGUGUUAUUUGAUGUAAUUUGAUAUUCGGUAUUUUCUGUGGUUUUGAUAAGGUCCGCGACAAGAAAAAAUGAAGUUUAUUCAGGAAAGUGGGGUCAAUGUUGCACAUUCUGUCAUUGUUUCUGGUGCCACGAACACUGAGAAAGAUGAGGAAAUUCUUGAUUAUUUGAAACAAUACGGUCGUAUAAAAACGGUUAUUUUCGUGGAUGACGCAAAUAGUGUUUUUUACAAAAACCUGAUCGUUGAAUAUUGUGAUAGUUCUGCGAUAACUGCUCUUAAUACGUUUUUCCCAUAUACUCAUCAGUCAAAGAAUCACUCGGCUUUGACUUUUUGCGUAAGAUCGCUUGCCGCAGAAUGCACAGCCACAGGAGGAGUCAGGACCCCUGCAGAUUACCUCGGCGAGCUCAAGCAACUUGCACGCCGCAGCGGCAGGGAAUUCCCAGAUAUUCUGCGGGAAAUGAUGGGACAAAUUAGUGAGCAUCUGGAAGGAAUCGAACAAGACAGUGACUUAGAGGGAGCCUCAGUCCAAAUUGUGGAGCCUGCAUCAUCUCUGCCUGGCCAGCAGGGGUCGUUGUCUGGACACUCCACAAUCCCUGAGACAGCUACCAGCAAUCCCUCACCUGACCAACAGGGGUCACUGCCACAUCCACAAAGAUUUUCACUGUCACAGACUGAAAUGAACCCCCCAGAAAUACAAAAGGUAGUGGUGGAGCAUGUUGUAAAAACAGACACCGUAUCUGCAUUCAGACUUCGUCCUUUCUCUGGGAAGAUCCCCAAACCAGCUAACGAAACAGAUUAUGAGACCUGGAGAUCUCACAUUGAACUGCUGUUAGCAGAUCCAAAUUUGGCACCUCUACAGAUCACUCGUCGCAUCCUUGAAAGUUUGCUACCUCCGGCAGCAGAUGUUGUGAAAGGGCUGGGCUCAAACACAAUUCCAUCCAUCUAUUUAAAAGUGUUGGAUUCUGCUUUUGCUUUAGUACAAGAUGGUGAAGAGUUGUUUGCUCAAUUCCUGAAUACGUUACAGGAUCCGGGUGAGAAACCCUCUGCUUUUUUGCAACGUUUACAACUCACAUUAAACACUGUGAUGAAAAGAGGUGGUAUCUUGUCU